Molecule: messenger RNA, 772 nt
Organism: Brachypodium distachyon (stiff brome)
Lineage: Eukaryota; Viridiplantae; Streptophyta; Magnoliopsida; Poales; Poaceae
Product: cysteine-rich and transmembrane domain-containing protein WIH2
Exons: 3
Coding region: 164-445 (93 amino acids)
Cellular component (GO): plasma membrane
Source: RefSeq, a predicted model, not a curated record
UCGUCACACGCUCAUUACAUUACACACUUCAAGCAAAGCAAAGGAAGCCGCUUCUUCCUCCUCCUCCUCACAUCUUAUUCAGUUAUUCGUCAGGAAGAAGAAGAAGAAGAAAAAAGAGUGCUAUAUUCCUCUCUGCAGAGUUAGUUCCAGCGGUUCGACGGCCAUGAGCUACCAGCAGGGAUACCCGCCCCAGGGCCACCAGCAGCAGCAGCAGGAGGCCUACGUGGCGCCGCCGCCGCCGCCGGCCGGCUACCCAAUGGAGAAGGACGACCAGCUGCAGCAGUCGUACCCCGCCGGCGCCGGAGCCGAAACCACGACCCGCGGCCACCACCACCACCACCACCACCAUGGCGGUCACCACGGCAACGGCGGAGGCGGCGGCGGCUUCCUGAGAGGAUGCUGCGCUGCGCUCUGCUGCUGCUGCCUCCUCGACGCCUGCUUCUGAGUUCCGAGAUUGCGUCCAUCGCGAUCCUGGCAUGCAUGAUGAGUAGCUUAGCUACGCGCCUAUGUGCAGUGCAGUUAUCUUGAUCAUUUGUUUGUGGGUUACUUCUCUAUGUAUCGAGGGAGUGUGUAUACUAGUAGCUCAGCACAUUUUGUUAUGUGUGAUGGUGGUGGUGGUAUUUUUUUUUUCCCGUUCUGUAUGAUUCGAAAUGGACGUACGUGUGCGACUCAUCCGGUGGCUUAUUCGCCUUGCUCGCCACUUCCCUUGUUGAAUUCAAGAUGAUGGUGCCUUUGUUGUGAAUACAGAAUUUGUGAAAUCUUUAGAUCUCUG